AUGGUCCUUGUUGAGGAACUCUCUGAACAAAAUGAAGCUCAUUCCUAUGAUGAUGAUGAUGAUGAUGGGUCAUUAACCCCAUCCAUGGUGUUUAACCAGAUCAUGGGACAAACUCUGAUGCUUUCAUUUCACGAACAUCCUCUACACACCCACUAUAGCAGCACCGGUCAAUGCGAUGGAUGCCCUGAACUUCGAGAAAAGGGUCUUGACGGCUACAGAUGUGAUACUUGCGGCUUCACCGUUCACAAAGAAUGUUUAGAAUCAUCACCAGAGAUCAACCAUCCAUCUCACAAGAGACAUCCUCUCACGCUCCUAAUACAUGGCUUACCAUUGGUAGCUCAAGAUCACAAUUGUCGUCUAUGUGGAGAAAAGGUUGGCAAAUUAGUAUAUCAUUGCUCCAUAUGUGACUUUAGUUUAGAUCUUUAUUGUGCACGUAACCCGCUUCAGCUUAUAGUUUACUUCAAGAAAUGUCAUGAGCAUACACUCACUCUCAUGCCAAGGCUCAUAUGCUUUACUUGUAAUGCAUGUGGUCUUGAAUCGGAUCGAUCUCCUUACAUUUGUCCUCAGUGUGAUUUUAUGAUUCAUGAAGGUUGUAUUAACUUACCACGCGUCAUUAGCAUGAUACGUCAUGUACAUCGUAUCUCUCGUACUUAUUUUCUUGGUUUUGGAGAUUGGAAAUGCGGAGUUUGUCGAAGAAGAAUAGAUGGGAGAUAUGGGGCGUAUUCUUGCUCGGUUUGUCCGGAUUACGCAGUUCAUUCUAGAUGUGCGACGAGGAGGGACGUGUGGGAUGGGAGAGAACUUGAGGACGAGCCAGAAGAAAGUGAUGAAUGUGAAGAACCUUUUGAAGUUGUGAGUGAUGGAGUGAUAAAUCAUUUUAGUCAUCGAGAGCACAAUCUAAGACUCGAGGAUGGUCUUAGUCUUACUAAUAUCAAUGAUAUAUGUUUGCGUUGUAGAGCAUGCGCCCGUCCUGUUUACUCUAACAUGUUCUAUAGUUGUAUGCAAUGUGAUGAUUUUAUCCUCCACGAAACAUGUGCUAACCUUCCUCGUAAGAAGCGACAUGUACUUCACAACCAUCAACUUACUCUAUACUAUGAUGAGAACAUAGUCAAGGAUUGUCCAAUGCUUCAUGGAGUAUUCUUAUGCUCUGCUUGUCGUCGACUCUGCAGUGGUUUUAGGUACGAAUGUUGCAAUAUCACAUUAGAUGUACGAUGUGGUUCAAUAUCCGAACCAUUUUCCUACGAGUGUCAUCCGCAUCCUUUGUUCCAGACUUCACUAGAUAGCAAGGUAUGUGUGACUUGUAAGCAAGAGUCGGAUUAUGUUUUGACUUGUAUGGAUUGCGAUUUUGUUUUGGAUUUCAAGUGUGCUACUUUACCACCUAAUGUAAGGUACAAGUACGAUAGAGAUCCUCUCAGAUUAUGCUACGAUGGGGACAAGGACUUGACCAGUAGUUACUGGUGCGAGAUAUGUGAGAGAGAAAUGGAUAAAGAGAAUAUACUCUACACUUGCGAGAGUUCUGGCUCAACUAUUCAUAUUGAGUGUAUACUUGGAGAUUUUAGGUAUGUGAAGCCUCGACUACAUUUUGAGUUCAAUAAAAGGAAAUGGGAAGUGGCUUUGAAUGGUAUAAAUCGACCAGGAUGCUAUAAGUGUGGCUUUCGUUGCAAGGGACCUUUUGUUGCAGUGAGCUUAGACUAUACGAAUAGUUAUGUUUGUCCUCUUUUAUGUUUAUGGAGAGGAGAAACUCUCAUAUUUAAUAGUAUAAGAGAUUGA
Molecule: messenger RNA, 1767 nt
Organism: Capsella rubella
Lineage: Eukaryota; Viridiplantae; Streptophyta; Magnoliopsida; Brassicales; Brassicaceae
Exons: 1
Coding region: 1-1767 (588 amino acids)
Source: RefSeq, a predicted model, not a curated record